AUGCCCCGGACACGAACGAAAUUCAUCUGGCCUCCGCCGAACCUGGUGGGGGACCACAGCGCUGAACAGCAACAACAACAACAACAACAACAACAACCGCAGAAGAAACAGAAGCUCGAGUCGAGCGAACAGCUACCUAGCAAUCCACACACACGUACAAUGCGCUGGAAUAAUGAUAAUUCGCCGGCACCCAGCGACGCGCAAGAAAGCACGCAGUCGUCUCAGGCGGAAUGGAAUCCCAAGUCCAACGAUGCGCCGCCCUCGUUUGAAGCUGUCUUCAGAGCGCAUUUGCAGAUUCCGCUUGAGAAAGUUAUUAAGAAUUAUCAAAACUGGCGACGACAUGGCUCGGUUCACGACGACUAUUGUAUGAUGUGCCAUCGGCCCCGACCCGCAGGCCUCGUCCCUUGCUAUACAUGCCGGAGAUCGUUUCACGACGAGUGCAUGCCUCCGGGCUCGCUAUAUAAUGAUGUGAAGCAGUGGUAUUGCGCCGUCUGUGUCCAGCGCAACUGGCAUGUGCAUCCUCCGACCAUGACUCCUCCGGCGUCCCCUCCUCGCCUAUCUGCGCAGCUUCCCACGGAAUCGACACAUAACGUGUCUACUACGGAUAUAAAACCCGCGCAUGAGACGACUGCAGAGGACUCGCAGGCGCUGUCCAUUCUGGCUGAGAUUUCCAGAUCGAUGCAUCGCGAUGUUUCGCACUCGCAACCUCCAAGUCAUAACCAUAAUCAUAAUCAUAACAACAACAACGAAAAUACUGGAAAUACUCGCAAUUCAUAUAUAACAACCCCCAAACCGUCGGCGCGGCCAGGCCCCCUAGCCCAGCCGUCUCCAUCCACGCAGAGCUUCUCCAUGCUCGACUCGCACGCGCGCAAGUCUCGCUUUGCAACGCUCUCGUCCGAAGUCGACUCUGCCCUCUGGGUGCUCUACCGCGAGCUCGAGAGCGCGACAUCGCUUCGCCAGCGCAUCGCCGAGCUGGAAGCCGAGGUGGUCAAACUGCGUCAAGACGUCAGUAUCCGCGACAACCAAAUCAUCCUAUCGCAGCGAUCUACCCAGGCUAGCCCCGUAUCACAGGCAGAACUGGAGCAAUUGCGCACCAAGGCUGCUAAUUGGGACGCUUGUGGCCCGGAACUGGAGCAGCUGCGCGCAAAGAACGAUGCAUUGGAACAGAGCCUGGGAGACGCGCGUAUCGAGUGUGCGUCCAAAGACGAGGCUUUGAAUGAAUGGAAAGGCCGACUGGCAAGUCUGAUUGGGCCAUAA
This is a messenger RNA of Talaromyces rugulosus, 1257 nucleotides long. RefSeq lists its product as uncharacterized. The record is from RefSeq and is a predicted model, not a curated record. The transcript is spliced from 2 exons. Bases 1 to 1257 code for a protein of 418 amino acids. NCBI's taxonomy places the organism in Eukaryota, Fungi, Ascomycota, Eurotiomycetes, Eurotiales, Trichocomaceae.